AAAUGCGACACUGAAAGCUGUAGCUAUGUAACCUGGUAAGAGUUAACGCUAUCUACAGUAAAGGUUUUAUUUAUCAACUGUUUUAUUUGGCAGUAGUAGGCCUAUUUAAAAAAAAGAAAAAUAUAUAUAUAUAUCUAAUACAAAUGGCAUCGGUGGUUCAGUACGGCCGAAGAAGAGGCUCCAGUAAAAGAGUGUCUUCAGUUGAGGAAGUCAGCAGGAUGAUCCAGCCACCAGACCUCCGGCAAGUCACUGUCUUAACCAAGGCUGAAUGGCUGAGGAUUCAAGAUGAAAUAAACCGGCUUAAUAAAGACAAGGAGAGAACGAGAGAGGCAGCAAAACAGAGAGAGACCCUUCACUUGCAAUCAAAAGAAGUGGUGAAACUGUGGUCCAAUACCAUCGCUGGUCAAAGGCAAAAAAAGCUAGAGGCAAAGAAGCUUCGGGAGGAGAUUGAGGAGGAGAAAAGGAAAUUGACUGAUAAGGAAGAGGCCAAAUAUCAGGAGCAACAGCGGAGAGAGGCCAUUGAAAAAGCCAAGACUCAGCUGUAUUAUCAAACCGACCGUGUUAAAGGAUUACAUCGUGCACUCUUGCUGACAGAGGUGCUGAAGGAGAGGGAAGCACAGAUCGAACUGAGGAAAAGAAUCAAGAGUGCCUCUAAAGAUGUGGACAAAGAAUUCCUGAAUAUGGUAGAGAGCAGAGAGGAUGAAGCCUUGAGACAGGAGCAGGAGAAAGCACUUCAGAAAAAGCUUGAGAGACAGGCUGUGGCAGAGCAGCUAAAAAAUCAGGUCAAGGAAAAUAAGCUACUGAGAGAGCGACAGAAGAUGGAGAACAAAAAGGACGGAGAGGAAACCCAACGCCUUCAAGAGCUCUACCAAUGGGAGCAAAGAAUGGAGGAAGAAAGACAAGCAAAGCUGAAGAGAGACAUUAUGCAUGCUCACCUGGAACAUAUAACCAAUAGAGAGCUCAUAAGAGCAGCAGAUGCACAAAAACAGAAUGCUGAAGAGGAGCAAAGGAAACUUUUUCUCUCUGCAAAACAAAAAAUGAUGAAGUUACGGAAAGACAAAGAAAAGGAAUUGUUCAGAGAGGCCCAGAUGCGCAGAGAGAGGAUCAUGGACAAGCUGACCGUCACACAGCAGGAGCAAACUGACACCGAGGAGCAGAGGACUGCAAAGGCUGUCGCUGAGCGGGAUGCAAAACAGGCACAGUGGCAGAGGGAGGAGGAGGAAAAGAAGGCUGCGAUGUUGGAGUCGAUUGCUGCACACAGAGAAUUCCUGAGACUAGAAAAGGAGCAGAGGGACAAAACGGACCAACAGAACACCCGAGACAGACUUCAGGCCAAGAAACAGGCUGACAGAAUAUUUUCCGAGAAACAACAACUGAAGACUCAGAGGAUCAAGGAAGAUGGACGAAAACUACAAGAAUUCCAUGCCACACAAAUGGCUCAAAAAAGUGCCCGGCAUCAGCAGCUGAGAAGAGAGGAACAUGAGUUUGAAGUGAAGACCGCAGAGCUCAUUGCUGAAGAGGAAAACCUGUUUCAACAGUAUUCACGGCACAUCAUCAGCGCAGCGGCGGAGGCUCAGCGAAAUGUGUUUCCACUUUGCAAAGCCGCAGGGGAAGGGGUUGGAGGAGGGCUCUGUCCCAUUUCUAACGGAGUCAAGCCUAGAUACCUCGUUCAGGACCGUAGUGGUGCUCAAAUGCCCAAAUAUGUCUCUGGUGCCACCCAGAACGUUAAAAAGCUUAAUGAGGCCGUAGAUAUUCAUGAUACAAAGCGGAGACUUGGGUUUACAUGGUCAUAGGUCGCUCCCAGCUGGCAAUUCUGGUUUCAUGAGUGUUGAACACACUUAACACUAAAUGUUUUCAUAGCAUCCUUAAGAUGUUUUGACAGAGGCUGUCUGAAAUCACUCCCUCGCUUACUCAUUUGUUAUUCCGUUUUUAAUAGACACUCAAUAGUGUGCUGUGUAGUGGAUAGUAAAUUGGGACAUUGGGCAAUUGUGAAGUCAUUAUAUUGUGUCAUCCCUUGCAGGGGUAAUGCCGCACGGUUUUAAAAUUUAGAGUUAAAGGAAAUGUAUAUGAACCAUAACAUAUCUGGUUUGAGUUAAGCCAGGGAGUCCUUCCCAUCUCUCUCCAUUUCCUCUCAUCUCACUAAUAAAAGGCAUGGAAUUGCCCAAAAUAUACUAUUUACAAAAGGUGGCCUCUAUGUCAUGGAGACUACUUUCUUUGUCCAGUUGUUGAGAUGUUUGAGAGCAAGAUAUAGUGCAUCAUUGUCACGUAUAGUACACCAUUUGGUAAACGGAGUGAUUUUGGACACAAUCAAAACCUUUUGCAUGGAUGUUCUACAGGUACAUGAUGGAGAGGAAUACGUGCUUUAGACAACGUUGUCUGAAUGUUUUAGUCAGAAUGCUCUACAGUUUAUUACAAACUUCUGUAACGUUCCAGACAUUCCAUAAUGAAACAUGAAAACUUGAUCGCUACAGUGAGAUUAAUUCCAGACAUAUUUGUGGUUUGAAAUAAAUAAAAUGUUCUGUGAAUAUCGUGUAUCAACUUACCCAAGUAAAGAUGACUCUAAAAACAUGGACUCUAGUUAAACACUGAACCAAGCAAUGAAUCACCACUGCAGUUAACUGAACCUGACACUGGAUGACAAAAUGUUGACAGUACAGUAUGAAUUUCCUGUAAUAAUGUUAUCACUGUUGAUUAUUGUAAUUUUGGAUGCUAAUAAUGUUUGGGCCUCCAAUAGAUAGAUUGCAUUUGUGACAGGAUUUACAGAAUAUUAAAACAAUUGAUUAAAAUCAAA
Messenger RNA from Perca fluviatilis (European perch), 2791 nucleotides. RefSeq names its product coiled-coil domain containing 173 (gene cfap210). The transcript has 9 exons. Lineage: Eukaryota; Metazoa; Chordata; Actinopteri; Perciformes; Percidae. The coding region runs from base 144 to 1793 and encodes 549 amino acids. The record is from RefSeq and is a predicted model, not a curated record.